Rana temporaria (common frog) is the source of this 940-nucleotide messenger RNA. Its product is annotated as transmembrane protein 17B-like. The transcript has 4 exons. The coding region runs from base 151 to 810 and encodes 219 amino acids. The record is from RefSeq and is a predicted model, not a curated record. Gene Ontology annotation, cellular component: ciliary transition zone. Gene Ontology annotation, biological process: non-motile cilium assembly. NCBI's taxonomy places the organism in Eukaryota, Metazoa, Chordata, Amphibia, Anura, Ranidae.
GAUUAUUUUGACAUGGAAGUAGCAGUUGGCUAAUCCCUCUAGUGCAGCAUGCUCCUGGAAAUCCCAUUAAGACUUUACAAUUAGGAGAGCCUGGUAUUAAACCUGCUGUCUGAUCAGAACAGAAUGACAAGCAUGGUGUGAGCAGUGACUAUGUCUUUACAUACCCCUCUGCCAAGCAAUGUUCGCCAUGGCCUUGCCAGUAUCAGUGGAUCUUUAUUUAUUCAAAACAAAACCACGGAUUGUGGGGAACGUAGAUCAUAUCACACAGGCCAUGAAGCAAUGUCAAGUGUUCCCCUCCAGAUGGCUUUAUAUUUUAAUGUUUUCUUCUUUCCCUUCUGGUUCAUAUCUGAGAUUAUCAUGUUGGAACUUAAGUACUUCUUGCUACCAAGCUACCAUCAGUUUCUCUUAGUCACAGCUAUCACAAUUAUCACAGUAAUUGAAAUCCUGAGACUUUACUUGGGCUACAUCGGAAAUUUACAUGAGAAGGUGCCGGAACUGGCUGGAUUUUUGCUUCUUACCUUCCUCAUACAGAUGCCUCUUUUUUUAUUCCUUUUGACAGACGAAAAAAUCCUGAUACUGCCUCUGGAAGUUGCAGUGCAUGCAAUCUAUGUGAUUUUGCUGAACAUGGAGCUACUUGUCUCAUUCUUUGUUCUGAAGAUCAUGACAAGACAGCUGGCCACGCAGUUUUACUUGCACCAGACUGACGAGUCAGAGAACAAAAAUGUACCUGCCAAGUGUUCCCAAGUGACAAUACAGCACUUCAAAAGGAGCAUGAUUGAAUUGCAAGAGAGAGAUGCCCUUCUGUAUUAAUUAUUAUUGAACCUUGGUGAUGAAAACAAAAACAACCUGAUGAUAUAAUGCCAGCAGCCCUCAUCAUUCCUUUAGUCCACAUUUUCAUUGCAGUGUUUGAAACAAUGUACAAUUAGAAAUGUGAAAGGUA